Molecule: messenger RNA, 687 nt
Organism: Symbiodinium necroappetens
Lineage: Eukaryota; Dinophyceae; Suessiales; Symbiodiniaceae
Source: the annotation of a GenBank genome assembly
AUGCUGCUGCCUCUGUUGCCUUCCCACUUGGGAGUGUACAGGAAGGGUGGCCACUUCCUAAAACUCCGUCACUUUCCACUGGCCUAUGUCCUGGCAGCGUUGAAAGCCUUAGUCGAGAUCGGCGAGUCGUUUGAUGCCACGAAAAUGAUCAUCUGGCAGGAGCUGGUAGCGCGAAUCUCCAAACUCGGGGUGGACUAUGACCAAGCGCACGCGAAAGACAUGGAGCGCCUGGAGAAGAGCAAUGCACUGCUGGCGAACUUUGACCCAGCAGAUUUCUCGUACGGAAUCUCAAGUGGUGUGGUGGUGCACAAGACGACCGGCGCGAAAUUGGAAGGUGUGUCUGCAAAGGAUUUAGAUGGGGCAGACAAGGCAGCAUUGCAGGGCUAUGGCCGGCCAUACGUUGAUGGCAAGCCAGGCAAGCCGGUGGAGCUGUACAAGCAGGGUGAGUGGUGCUCUCCGGUGGAGCUUUUCGACACAGAAGCUAAAUUCGAGGUGCUCAAGGACAAGUGCCUCAUCGAGCACCCGAAUAGUUGCGCGCAGAGCCCGUACUUUUCCUUCUGCUUCUGGGUGACCUACACCUUGCUGAUCACCUUCAUGGUCAUGAAUCUGGUGAUAGCCGUGAUUUUGGAAGGCUACGAGGUCGCCAGCUCUUGCAAGAGCAGUCAGCAUAUCUGCCUAGAAGCGUGA